AUGGACUAUAAUGUAGAUGGUGGACGGGAUCUUGAUAUUUUUGACAUAAAUGAAAAGGCAGGGUUGAAUCUUGUGGAGGGGGACAUUGUGCUUGAUGAGAAGCAAACUCGGAAUUCCAUCAUAGGAGAUGAAUACAGGUGGCCAAAGACAAUCCCAUACUACAUGGAAGACGACUUAGAGAUCAAUGCAAAAGGUGUGAUUCUGAAGGCCUUUGAGCAGUACCGCCUUAAGACCUGUAUCGACUUCAAGCCAUGGAGUGGGGAAGAAAACUACAUUUCUAUCUUUAAAGGGGAUGGCUGUUUCUCUUCUGUUGGUAAUCGGAAAGUUGGGAAGCAGAGAUUGUCAAUAGGAACAAACUGCGAUCGUAUUGCAACUAUCGAACAUGAGUUCCUUCAUGCUCUGGGUUUCUGGCAUGAGCAGUCCAGAGCAGACCGUGAUGAUUAUGUCAAAAUCAUGUGGGACCGCAUCUCAGAAGGUAAGGAGCACAACUUUAACACCUACAAUGACACUACCUCCAGCGCUCUGGGAGUACCCUAUGACUAUGGCUCCAUGAUGCACUACAGUAAAACUGCCUUCCGCAAUGGCACCGAGCCCACCAUUGUCACAAAGAUACCUGCCUUCAGUGAUGUCAUUGGCCAGCGCAUGGAGUUUAGUGACAAUGACCUGCUCAAGCUGCACCGGCUAUAUAACUGCACUCAGGGAUCCACUUUCCUGGACUCAUGUGACUUUGAACGGGAGAAUAUCUGUGGGAUCAUCCAGGGGCAGGCGGAUGGUGCCGACUGGGUCAGGGUUUCCAAAGCUGCUGGGGGGCCUGACACAGACUACUCCAAUAUGGGCAAAUGCACUGGCUCAGGAUACUUCAUGCAUUUCAGCACUGGGACAGCCAACACUGGAGAUUCAGCUGUGUUGGAGAGCAGGAUCCUUUAUCCCAAAAGAGGUUUCCAGUGUCUGCAGUUCUUCUACUACAACAGUGCUGGUCCAAGCGACACACUGAAGAUCUAUGUCAGAGAAUAUGACAAAGCCAACCCCAGUGGAUCUAUGCGCUUGAUAAAGACUAUAGAUGGACCCCCUCAGACGUUGUGGCAACUGCACCAUGUGAGUUUAGAUGUCAAAACAAAAUUCCGUGUUGUCUUCCAAGGGACCAAGGGGGGCUCUGGGCCUACAGAAGGGGGACUAUCCCUGGAUGACAUCAACCUUUCUGAGACAACAUGCCCUGAGUUCAUAUGGCGAGUGACAAACUUCAGUCACAUUAUGGAAAACACUCCAACAAAUAUACCUAUCUUUAGCCCACCAUUCACUUCUAAGGAGGGUUACACUUUCCAGAUGCAGCUAUACCCCAAUGGAAAAGCAGACCCUGGUGAGUUGUCUGCUUACGCUCAUCUAGUGGCACGUGAAGGGGACACAGGCCAAUCAUGGCCUUGCCCUUGGAAACAGAUAACCAUGAUGCUAAUGGACCAGCACCCACACAUCCAAAAGCGUAUGUCCAAUCAGCGCAGUGUCACUACUGACCCUAACAUGAAGGGAACAGGCUCUGACCAUCUUUUCUGGGAUGAUCCUCGAAAGAUUGGUGUUGAGGUCACAGACACAGAUGGAUCCAAGUAUUUCCGAGGGCCAGGCGCUGGCACAGCGGCGUAUCUCACCCAUUUAAGAGCCAAAAGCAGGGAUUUUAUCAAGGCAGGGGAUGCCAUCUUUCUUCUCACCAUGGAGGAUGUAUCCCAUUUGACGGAGACCCAGCCUCUUCCUUCCACAACCACACAACCUACAACUACAGACCCUGCUGAUGCAUGCCUUAAUGUGCAGUGUCAGAAUGGUGGAGUCUGUGUUGUAGAGGAAGGCAAAGGUGCUUGCAGGUGUGUGGUGGGCAAUGACUGGUGGUACUAUGGAAACAGCUGCCAGUACAAGGGCUCCCUCAAGGAUAAAACCACUCUUGCACUUGCAUCCUCUUUGUCUGUACUGGGAGCAAUGUUGGUGAUUACAGUAGUUAGUGUUCUCUGUGUGAAGAAGAAGUAUAAGAAACGUGCUGAUAACAGCAUGGUCAUGGGAAACAUGAAUACUUAAUGCAUUC
Messenger RNA from Melanotaenia boesemani (Boeseman's rainbowfish), 2065 nucleotides. It is a transcript of the gene mep1bb, whose product is annotated as meprin A subunit beta b. The coding region runs from base 1 to 2058 and encodes 685 amino acids. The record is from RefSeq and is a predicted model, not a curated record. Gene Ontology annotation, biological process: proteolysis. Gene Ontology annotation, molecular function: metalloendopeptidase activity; protein binding; zinc ion binding. Gene Ontology annotation, cellular component: membrane. The transcript is spliced from 13 exons. NCBI's taxonomy places the organism in Eukaryota, Metazoa, Chordata, Actinopteri, Atheriniformes, Melanotaeniidae.